This is a messenger RNA of Closterium sp. Naga37s-1, 15402 nucleotides long. The record is from the annotation of a GenBank genome assembly. Lineage: Eukaryota; Viridiplantae; Streptophyta; Zygnematophyceae; Desmidiales; Closteriaceae.
AUGUCCCCGCUUACUUCCUUCCUUCUCCUCUCACCUGCGCUCUGCUCGUCAUCGUCUCGCCUCACCCUUUCCUCACCCUUUGUACUCUCCUUACGCUCUGCUCGUCAUCGUCUCGCCUCCCCCUUUGUACUCUCCUUAUGCUCUGCUCGUCAUCGUCUCGCCUCCCCCUUUGUACUCUCCUUACGCUCUGCUCGUCAUCGUCUCGCCUCCCCCUUUGUACUCUCCUUACGCUCUGCUCGUCAUCGUCUCGCCUCACCCUUUGUACUCUCCUUACGCUCUGCUCGUCAUCGUCUCGCCUCCCCCUUUGUACUCUCCUUACGCUCUGCUCGUCAUCGUCUCGCCUCACCCUUUGUACUCUCCUUACGCUCUGCUCGUCAUCGUCUCGCCUCCCCCUUUGUACUCUCCUUACGCUCUGCUCGUCAUCGUCUCGCCUCCCCCUUUGUACUCUCCUUACGCUCUGCUCGUCAUCGUCUCGCCUCACCCUUUGUACUCUCCUUACGCUCUGCUCGUCAUCGUCUCGCCUCACCCUUUGUAAUCUCCUUACGCUCUGCUCGUCAUCGUCUCGCCUCCCCCUUUGUACUCUCCUUACGCUCUGCUCGUCAUCGUCUCGCCUCACCCUUUGUACUCUCCUUACGCUCUGCUCGUCAUCGUCUCGCCUCCCCCUUUGUACUCUCCUUACGCUCUGCUCGUCAUCGUCUCGCCUCCCCCUUUGUACUCUCCUUACGCUCUGCUCGUCAUCGUCUCGCCUCACCCUUUGUACUCUCCUUACGCUCUGCUCGUCAUCGUCUCGCCUCCCCCUUUGUACUCUCCUUACGCUCUGCUCGUCAUCGUCUCGCCUCACCCUUUGUACUCUCCUUACGCUCUGCUCGUCAUCGUCUCGCCUCCCCCUUUGUACUCUCCUUACGCUCUGCUCGUCAUCGUCUCGCCUCACCCUUUGUACUCUCCUUACGCUCUGCUCGUCAUCGUCUCGCCUCCCCCUUUGUACUCUCCUUACGCUCUGCUCGUCAUCGUCUCGCCUCACCCUUUGUACUCUCCUUACGCUCUGCUCGUCAUCGUCUCGCCUCACCCUUUGUACUCUCCUUACGCUCUGCUCGUCAUCGUCUCGCCUACCCCUUUGUACUCUCCUUACGCUCUGCUCGUCAUCGUCUCGCCUCACCCUUUGUACUCUCCUUACGCUCUGCUCGUCAUCGUCUCGCCUCACCCUUUGUACUCUCCUUACGCUCUGCUCGUCAUCGUCUCGCCUCCCCCUUUGUACUCUCCUUACGCUCUGCUCGUCAUCGUCUCGCCUCACCCUUUGUACUCUCCUUACGCUCUGCUCGUCAUCGUCUCGCCUCCCCCUUUGUACUCUCCUUACGCUCUGCUCGUCAUCGUCUCGCCUCCCCCUUUGUACUCUCCUUACGCUCUGCUCGUCAUCGUCUCGCCUCACCCUUUGUACUCUCCUUACGCUCUGCUCGUCAUCGUCUCGCCUCACCCUUUGUACUCUCCUUACGCUCUGCUCGUCAUCGUCUCGCCUCCCCCUUUGUACUCUCCUUACGCUCUGCUCGUCAUCGUCUCGCCUCACCCUUUGUACUCUCCUUACGCUCUGCUCGUCAUCGUCUCGCCUCCCCCUUUGUACUCUCCUUACGCUCUGCUCGUCAUCGUCUCGCCUCACCCUUUGUACUCUCCUUACGCUCUGCUCGUCAUCGUCUCGCCUCACCCUUUGUACUCUCCUUACGCUCUGCUCGUCAUCGUCUCGCCUCCCCCUUUGUACUCUCCUUACGCUCUGCUCGUCAUCGUCUCGCCUCCCCCUUUGUACUCUCCUUACGCUCUGCUCGUCAUCGUCUCGCCUCACCCUUUGUACUCUCCUUACGCUCUGCUCGUCAUCGUCUCGCCUCCCCCUUUGUACUCUCCUUACGCUCUGCUCGUCAUCGUCUCGCCUCCCCCUUUGUACUCUCCUUACGCUCUGCUCGUCAUCGUCUCGCCUCACCCUUUGUACUCUCCUUACGCUCUGCUCGUCAUCGUCUCGCCUCCCCCUUUGUACUCUCCUUACGCUCUGCUCGUCAUCGUCUCGCCUCACCCUUUGUACUCUCCUUACGCUCUGCUCGUCAUCGUCUCGCCUCACCCUUUGUACUCUCCUUACGCUCUGCUCGUCAUCGUCUCGCCUCCCCCUUUGUACUCUCCUUACGCUCUGCUCGUCAUCGUCUCGCCUCACCCUUUGUACUCUCCUUACGCUCUGCUCGUCAUCGUCUCGCCUCCCCCUUUGUACUCUCCUUACGCUCUGCUCGUCAUCGUCUCGCCUCACCCUUUGUACUCUCCUUACGCUCUGCUCGUCAUCGUCUCGCCUCACCCUUUGUACUCUCCUUACGCUCUGCUCGUCAUCGUCUCGCCUCCCCCUUUGUACUCUCCUUACGCUCUGCUCGUCAUCGUCUCGCCUCCCCCUUUGUACUCUCCUUACGCUCUGCUCGUCAUCGUCUCGCCUCCCCCUUUGUACUCUCCUUACGCUCUGCUCGUCAUCGUCUCGCCUCCCCCUUUGUACUCUCCUUACGCUCUGCUCGUCAUCGUCUCGCCUCACCCUUUGUACUCUCCUUACGCUCUGCUCGUCAUCGUCUCGCCUCACCCUUUGUACUCUCCUUACGCUCUGCUCGUCAUCGUCUCGCCUCACCCUUUGUAAUCUCCUUACGCUCUGCUCGUCAUCGUCUCGCCUCCCCCUUUGUACUCUCCUUACGCUCUGCUCGUCAUCGUCUCGCCUCACCCUUUGUACUCUCCUUACGCUCUGCUCGUCAUCGUCUCGCCUCCCCCUUUGUACUCUCCUUACGCUCUGCUCGUCAUCGUCUCGCCUCCCCCUUUGUACUCUCCUUACGCUCUGCUCGUCAUCGUCUCGCCUCACCCUUUGUACUCUCCUUACGCUCUGCUCGUCAUCGUCUCGCCUCCCCUUUGUACUCUCCUUACGCUCUGCUCGUCAUCGUCUCGCCUCACCCUUUGUACUCUCCUUACGCUCUGCUCGUCAUCGUCUCGCCUCCCCCUUUGUACUCUCCUUACGCUCUGCUCGUCAUCGUCUCGCCUCACCCUUUGUACUCUCCUUACGCUCUGCUCGUCAUCGUCUCGCCUCCCCCUUUGUACUCUCCUUACGCUCUGCUCGUCAUCGUCUCGCCUCACCCUUUGUACUCUCCUUACGCUCUGCUCGUCAUCGUCUCGCCUCACCCUUUGUACUCUCCUUACGCUCUGCUCGUCAUCGUCUCGCCUACCCCUUUGUACUCUCCUUACGCUCUGCUCGUCAUCGUCUCGCCUCACCCUUUGUACUCUCCUUACGCUCUGCUCGUCAUCGUCUCGCCUCACCCUUUGUACUCUCCUUACGCUCUGCUCGUCAUCGUCUCGCCUCCCCCUUUGUACUCUCCUUACGCUCUGCUCGUCAUCGUCUCGCCUCACCCUUUGUACUCUCCUUACGCUCUGCUCGUCAUCGUCUCGCCUCCCCCUUUGUACUCUCCUUACGCUCUGCUCGUCAUCGUCUCGCCUCCCCCUUUGUACUCUCCUUACGCUCUGCUCGUCAUCGUCUCGCCUCACCCUUUGUACUCUCCUUACGCUCUGCUCGUCAUCGUCUCGCCUCACCCUUUGUACUCUCCUUACGCUCUGCUCGUCAUCGUCUCGCCUCCCCCUUUGUACUCUCCUUACGCUCUGCUCGUCAUCGUCUCGCCUCACCCUUUGUACUCUCCUUACGCUCUGCUCGUCAUCGUCUCGCCUCCCCCUUUGUACUCUCCUUACGCUCUGCUCGUCAUCGUCUCGCCUCACCCUUUGUACUCUCCUUACGCUCUGCUCGUCAUCGUCUCGCCUCACCCUUUGUACUCUCCUUACGCUCUGCUCGUCAUCGUCUCGCCUCCCCCUUUGUACUCUCCUUACGCUCUGCUCGUCAUCGUCUCGCCUCCCCCUUUGUACUCUCCUUACGCUCUGCUCGUCAUCGUCUCGCCUCACCCUUUGUACUCUCCUUACGCUCUGCUCGUCAUCGUCUCGCCUCCCCCUUUGUACUCUCCUUACGCUCUGCUCGUCAUCGUCUCGCCUCCCCCUUUGUACUCUCCUUACGCUCUGCUCGUCAUCGUCUCGCCUCACCCUUUGUACUCUCCUUACGCUCUGCUCGUCAUCGUCUCGCCUCCCCCUUUGUACUCUCCUUACGCUCUGCUCGUCAUCGUCUCGCCUCACCCUUUGUACUCUCCUUACGCUCUGCUCGUCAUCGUCUCGCCUCACCCUUUGUACUCUCCUUACGCUCUGCUCGUCAUCGUCUCGCCUCCCCCUUUGUACUCUCCUUACGCUCUGCUCGUCAUCGUCUCGCCUCCCCCUUUGUACUCUCCUUACGCUCUGCUCGUCAUCGUCUCGCCUCACCCUUUGUACUCUCCUUACGCUCUGCUCGUCAUCGUCUCGCCUCACCCUUUGUACUCUCCUUACGCUCUGCUCGUCAUCGUCUCGCCUCCCCCUUUGUACUCUCCUUACGCUCUGCUCGUCAUCGUCUCGCCUCACCCUUUGUACUCUCCUUACGCUCUGCUCGUCAUCGUCUCGCCUCCCCCUUUGUACUCUCCUUACGCUCUGCUCGUCAUCGUCUCGCCUCACCCUUUGUACUCUCCUUACGCUCUGCUCGUCAUCGUCUCGCCUCCCCCUUUGUACUCUCCUUACGCUCUGCUCGUCAUCGUCUCGCCUCACCCUUUGUACUCUCCUUACGCUCUGCUCGUCAUCGUCUCGCCUCCCCCUUUGUACUCUCCUUACGCUCUGCUCGUCAUCGUCUCGCCUCCCCCUUUGUACUCUCCUUACGCUCUGCUCGUCAUCGUCUCGCCUCACCCUUUGUACUCUCCUUACGCUCUGCUCGUCAUCGUCUCGCCUCCCCCUUUGUACUCUCCUUACGCUCUGCUCGUCAUCGUCUCGCCUCACCCUUUGUACUCUCCUUACGCUCUGCUCGUCAUCGUCUCGCCUCACCCUUUGUACUCUCCUUACGCUCUGCUCGUCAUCGUCUCGCCUCCCCCUUUGUACUCUCCUUACGCUCUGCUCGUCAUCGUCUCGCCUCACCCUUUGUACUCUCCUUACGCUCUGCUCGUCAUCGUCUCGCCUCCCCCUUUGUACUCUCCUUACGCUCUGCUCGUCAUCGUCUCGCCUCCCCCUUUGUACUCUCCUUACGCUCUGCUCGUCAUCGUCUCGCCUCACCCUUUGUACUCUCCUUACGCUCUGCUCGUCAUCGUCUCGCCUCACCCUUUGUACUCUCCUUACGCUCUGCUCGUCAUCGUCUCGCCUCCCCCUUUGUACUCUCCUUACGCUCUGCUCCCUCACCCUUUGUACUCUCCUUACGCUCUGCUCGUCAUCGUCUCGCCUCCCCCUUUGUACUCUCCUUAUGCUCUGCUCGUCAUCGUCUCGCCUCCCCCUUUGUACUCUCCUUACGCUCUGCUCGUCAUCGUCUCGCCUCCCCCUUUGUACUCUCCUUACGCUCUGCUCGUCAUCGUCUCGCCUCACCCUUUGUACUCUCCUUACGCUCUGCUCGUCAUCGUCUCGCCUCCCCCUUUGUACUCUCCUUACGCUCUGCUCGUCAUCGUCUCGCCUCACCCUUUGUACUCUCCUUACGCUCUGCUCGUCAUCGUCUCGCCUCCCCCUUUGUACUCUCCUUACGCUCUGCUCGUCAUCGUCUCGCCUCACCCUUUGUACUCUCCUUACGCUCUGCUCGUCAUCGUCUCGCCUCACCCUUUGUACUCUCCUUACGCUCUGCUCGUCAUCGUCUCGCCUCACCCUUUGAACUCUCCUUACGCUCUGCUCGUCAUCGUCUCGCCUCCCCCUUUGUACUCUCCUUACGCUCUGCUCGUCAUCGUCUCGCCUCCCCCUUUGUACUCUCCUUACGCUCUGCUCGUCAUCGUCUCGCCUCACCCUUUGUACUCUCCUUACGCUCUGCUCGUCAUCGUCUCGCCUCCCCCUUUGUACUCUCCUUACGCUCUGCUCGUCAUCGUCUCGCCUCACCCUUUGUACUCUCCUUACGCUCUGCUCGUCAUCGUCUCGCCUCCCCCUUUGUACUCUCCUUACGCUCUGCUCGUCAUCGUCUCGCCUCCCCCUUUGUACUCUCCUUACGCUCUGCUCGUCAUCGUCUCGCCUCACCCUUGGUACUCUCCUUACGCUCUGCUCGUCAUCGUCUCGCCUCCCCCUUUGUACUCUCCUUACGCUCUGCUCGUCAUCGUCUCGCCUCCCCCUUUGUACUCUCCUUACGCUCUGCUCGUCAUCGUCUCGCCUCCCCCUUUGUACUCUCCUUACGCUCUGCUCGUCAUCGUCUCGCCUCACCCUUUGUACUCUCCUUACGCUCUGCUCGUCAUCGUCUCGCCUCACCCUUUGUACUCUCCUUACGCUCUGCUCGUCAUCGUCUCGCCUCCCCCUUUGUACUCUCCUUACGCUCUGCUCGUCAUCGUCUCGCCUCACCCUUUGUACUCUCCUUACGCUCUGCUCGUCAUCGUCUCGCCUCCCCCUUUGUACUCUCCUUACGCUCUGCUCGUCAUCGUCUCGCCUCACCCUUUGUACUCUCCUUACGCUCUGCUCGUCAUCGUCUCGCCUCACCCUUUGUACUCUCCUUACGCUCUGCUCGUCAUCGUCUCGCCUCCCCCUUUGUACUCUCCUUACGCUCUGCUCGUCAUCGUCUCGCCUCCCCCUUUGUACUCUCCUUACGCUCUGCUCGUCAUCGUCUCGCCUCCCCCUUUGUACUCUCCUUACGCUCUGCUCGUCAUCGUCUCGCCUCACCCUUUGUACUCUCCUUACGCUCUGCUCGUCAUCGUCUCGCCUCCCCCUUUGUACUCUCCUUACGCUCUGCUCGUCAUCGUCUCGCCUCCCCCUUUGUACUCUCCUUACGCUCUGCUCGUCAUCGUCUCGCCUCCCCCUUUGUACUCUCCUUACGCUCUGCUCGUCAUCGUCUCGCCUCACCCUUUGUACUCUCCUUACGCUCUGCUCGUCAUCGUCUCGCCUCACCCUUUGUACUCUCCUUACGCUCUGCUCGUCAUCGUCUCGCCUCCCCCUUUGUACUCUCCUUACGCUCUGCUCGUCAUCGUCUCGCCUCCCCCUUUGUACUCUCCUUACGCUCUGCUCGUCAUCGUCUCGCCUCCCCCUUUGUACUCUCCUUACGCUCUGCUCGUCAUCGUCUCGCCUCACCCUUUGUACUCUCCUUACGCUCUGCUCGUCAUCGUCUCGCCUCCCCCUUUGUACUCUCCUUACGCUCUGCUCGUCAUCGUCUCGCCUCCCCCUUUGUACUCUCCUUACGCUCUGCUCGUCAUCGUCUCGCCUCCCCCUUUGUACUCUCCUUACGCUCUGCUCGUCAUCGUCUCGCCUCACCCUUUGUACUCUCCUUACGCUCUGCUCGUCAUCGUCUUGCCUCCCCCUUUGUACUCUCCUUACGCUCUGCUCGUCAUCGUCUCGCCUCCCCCUUUGUACUCUCCUUACGCUCUGCUCGUCAUCGUCUCGCCUCACCCUUUGUACUCUCCUUACGCUCUGCUCGUCAUCGUCUCGCCUCCCCCUUUGUACUCUCCUUACGCUCUGCUCGUCAUCGUCUCGCCUCCCCCUUUGUACUCUCCUUACGCUCUGCUCGUCAUCGUCUCGCCUCACCCUUUGUACUCUCCUUACGCUCUGCUCGUCAUCGUCUCGCCUCACCCUUUGUACUCUCCUUACGCUCUGCUCGUCAUCGUCUCGCCUCACCCUUUGUACUCUCCUUACGCUCUGCUCGUCAUCGUCUCGCCUCCCCCUUUGUACUCUCCUUACGCUCUGCUCGUCAUCGUCUCGCCUCACCCUUUGUACUCUCCUUACGCUCUGCUCGUCAUCGUCUCGCCUCACCCUUUGUACUCUCCUUACGCUCUGCUCGUCAUCGUCUCGCCUCCCCCUUUGUACUCUCCUUACGCUCUGCUCGUCAUCGUCUCGCCUCCCCCCUUUGUACUCUCCUUACGCUCUGCUCGUCAUCGUCUCGCCUCCCCCUUUGUACUCUCCUUACGCUCUGCUCGUCAUCGUCUCGCCUCACCCUUUGUACUCUCCUUACGCUCUGCUCGUCAUCGUCUCGCCUCACCCUUUGUACUCUCCUUACGCUCUGCUCGUCAUCGUCUCGCCUCCCCCUUUGUACUCUCCUUACGCUCUGCUCGUCAUCGUCUCGCCUCCCCCUUUGUACUCUCCUUACGCUCUGCUCGUCAUCGUCUCGCCUCCCCCUUUGUACUCUCCUUACGCUCUGCUCGUCAUCGUCUCGCCUCCCCCUUUGUACUCUCCUUACGCUCUGCUCGUCAUCGUCUCGCCUCACCCUUUGUACUCUCCUUACGCUCUGCUCGUCAUCGUCUCGCCUCCCCCUUUGUACUCUCCUUACGCUCUGCUCGUCAUCGUCUCGCCUCACCCUUUGUACUCUCCUUACGCUCUGCUCGUCAUCGUCUCGCCUCCCCCUUUGUACUCUCCUUACGCUCUGCUCGUCAUCGUCUCGCCUCACCCUUUGUACUCUCCUUACGCUCUGCUCGUCAUCGUCUCGCCUCACCCUUUGUACUCUCCUUACGCUCUGCUCGUCAUCGUCUCGCCUCCCCCUUUGUACUCUCCUUACGCUCUGCUCGUCAUCGUCUCGCCUCCCCCUUUGUACUCUCCUUACGCUCUGCUCGUCAUCGUCUCGCCUCACCCUUUGUACUCUCCUUACGCUCUGCUCGUCAUCGUCUCGCCUCCCCCUUUGUACUCUCCUUACGCUCUGCUCGUCAUCGUCUCGCCUCCCCCUUUGUACUCUCCUUACGCUCUGCUCGUCAUCGUCUCGCCUCCCCCUUUGUACUCUCCUUACGCUCUGCUCGUCAUCGUCUCGCCUCACCCUUUGUACUCUCCUUACGCUCUGCUCGUCAUCGUCUCGCCUCACCCUUUGUACUCUCCUUACGCUCUGCUCGUCAUCGUCUCGCCUCCCCCUUUGUACUCUCCUUACGCUCUGCUCGUCAUCGUCUCGCCUCACCCUUUGAACUCUCCUUACGCUCUGCUCGUCAUCGUCUCGCCUCCCCCUUUGUACUCUCCUUACGCUCUGCUCGUCAUCGUCUCGCCUCCCCCUUUGUACUCUCCUUACGCUCUGCUCGUCAUCGUCUCGCCUCACCCUUUGUACUCUCCUUACGCUCUGCUCGUCAUCGUCUCGCCUCCCCCUUUGUACUCUCCUUACGCUCUGCUCGUCAUCGUCUCGCCUCACCCUUUGUACUCUCCUUACGCUCUGCUCGUCAUCGUCUCGCCUCACCCUUUGUACUCUCCUUACGCUCUGCUCGUCAUCGUCUCGCCUCCCCCUUUGUACUCUCCUUACGCUCUGCUCGUCAUCGUCUCGCCUCACCCUUUGUACUCUCCUUACGCUCUGCUCGUCAUCGUCUCGCCUCCCCCUUUGUACUCUCCUUACGCUCUGCUCGUCAUCGUCUCGCCUCACCCUUUGUACUCUCCUUACGCUCUGCUCGUCAUCGUCUCGCCUCCCCCUUUGUACUCUCCUUACGCUCUGCUCGUCAUCGUCUCGCCUCCCCCUUUGUACUCUCCUUACGCUCUGCUCGUCAUCGUCUCGCCUCCCCCUUUGUACUCUCCUUACGCUCCGCUCGUCAUCGUCUCGCCUCACCCUUUGUACUCUCCUUACGCUCUGCUCGUCAUCGUCUCGCCUCACCCUUUGUACUCUCCUUACGCUCUGCUCGUCAUCGUCUCGCCUCCCCCUUUGUACUCUCCUUACGCUCUGCUCGUCAUCGUCUCGCCUCACCCUUUGUACUCUCCUUACGCUCUGCUCGUCAUCGUCUCGCCUCCCCCUUUGUACUCUCCUUACGCUCUGCUCGUCAUCGUCUCGCCUCACCCUUUGUACUCUCCUUACGCUCUGCUCGUCAUCGUCUCGCCUCCCCCUUUGUACUCUCCUUACGCUCUGCUCGUCAUCGUCUCGCCUCACCCUUUGUACUCUCCUUACGCUCUGCUCGUCAUCGUCUCGCCUCCCCCUUUGUACUCUCCUUACGCUCUGCUCGUCAUCGUCUCGCCUCCCCCUUUGUACUCUCCUUACGCUCUGCUCGUCAUCGUCUCGCCUCACCCUUUGUACUCUCCUUACGCUCUGCUCGUCAUCGUCUCGCCUCCCCCUUUGUACUCUCCUUACGCUCUGCUCGUCAUCGUCUCGCCUCACCCUUUGUACUCUCCUUACGCUCUGCUCGUCAUCGUCUCGCCUCCCCCUUUGUACUCUCCUUACGCUCUGCUCGUCAUCGUCUCGCCUCACCCUUUGUACUCUCCUUACGCUCUGCUCGUCAUCGUCUCGCCUCACCCUUUGUACUCUCCUUACGCUCUGCUCGUCAUCGUCUCGCCUCCCCCUUUGUACUCUCCUUACGCUCUGCUCGUCAUCGUCUCGCCUCACCCUUUGUACUCUCCUUACGCUCUGCUCGUCAUCGUCUCGCCUCCCCCUUUGUACUCUCCUUACGCUCUGCUCGUCAUCGUCUCGCCUCACCCUUUGUACUCUCCUUACGCUCUGCUCGUCAUCGUCUCGCCUCCCCCUUUGUACUCUCCUUACGCUCUGCUCGUCAUCGUCUCGCCUCACCCUUUGUACUCUCCUUACGCUCUGCUCGUCAUCGUCUCGCCUCCCCCUUUGUACUCUCCUUACGCUCUGCUCGUCAUCGUCUCGCCUCACCCUUUGUACUCUCCUUACGCUCUGCUCGUCAUCGUCUCGCCUCACCCUUUGUACUCUCCUUACGCUCUGCUCGUCAUCGUCUCGCCUCCCCCUUUGUACUCUCCUUACGCUCUGCUCGUCAUCGUCUCGCCUCACCCUUUGAACUCUCCUUACGCUCUGCUCGUCAUCGUCUCGCCUCCCCCUUUGUACUCUCCUUACGCUCUGCUCGUCAUCGUCUCGCCUCCCCCUUUGUACUCUCCUUACGCUCUGCUCGUCAUCGUCUCGCCUCACCCUUUGUACUCUCCUUACGCUCUGCUCGUCAUCGUCUCGCCUCCCCCUUUGUACUCUCCUUACGCUCUGCUCGUCAUCGUCUCGCCUCACCCUUUGUACUCUCCUUACGCUCUGCUCGUCAUCGUCUCGCCUCCCCCUUUGUACUCUCCUUACGCUCUGCUCGUCAUCGUCUCGCCUCCCCCUUUGUACUCUCCUUACGCUCUGCUCGUCAUCGUCUCGCCUCACCCUUUGUACUCUCCUUACGCUCUGCUCGUCAUCGUCUCGCCUCCCCCUUUGUACUCUCCUUACGCUCUGCUCGUCAUCGUCUCGCCUCCCCCUUUGUACUCUCCUUACGCUCUGCUCGUCAUCGUCUCGCCUCCCCCUUUGUACUCUCCUUACGCUCUGCUCGUCAUCGUCUCGCCUCACCCUUUGUACUCUCCUUACGCUCUGCUCGUCAUCGUCUCGCCUCACCCUUUGUACUCUCCUUACGCUCUGCUCGUCAUCGUCUCGCCUCCCCCUUUGUACUCUCCUUACGCUCUGCUCGUCAUCGUCUCGCCUCACCCUUUGUACUCUCCUUACGCUCUGCUCGUCAUCGUCUCGCCUCCCCCUUUGUACUCUCCUUACGCUCUGCUCGUCAUCGUCUCGCCUCACCCUUUGUACUCUCCUUACGCUCUGCUCGUCAUCGUCUCGCCUCACCCUUUGUACUCUCCUUACGCUCUGCUCGUCAUCGUCUCGCCUCCCCCUUUGUACUCUCCUUACGCUCUGCUCGUCAUCGUCUCGCCUCCCCCUUUGUACUCUCCUUACGCUCUGCUCGUCAUCGUCUCGCCUCCCCCUUUGUACUCUCCUUACGCUCUGCUCGUCAUCGUCUCGCCUCACCCUUUGUACUCUCCUUACGCUCUGCUCGUCAUCGUCUCGCCUCCCCCUUUGUACUCUCCUUACGCUCUGCUCGUCAUCGUCUCGCCUCACCCUUUGUACUCUCCUUACGCUCUGCUCGUCAUCGUCUCGCCUCACCCUUUGUACUCUCCUUACGCUCUGCUCGUCAUCGUCUCGCCUCCCCCUUUGUACUCUCCUUACGCUCUGCUCGUCAUCGUCUCGCCUCACCCUUUGUACUCUCCUUACGCUCUGCUCGUCAUCGUCUCGCCUCCCCCUUUGUACUCUCCUUACGCUCUGCUCGUCAUCGUCUCGCCUCCCCCUUUGUACUCUCCUUACGCUCUGCUCGUCAUCGUCUCGCCUCACCCUUUGUACUCUCCUUACGCUCUGCUCGUCAUCGUCUCGCCUCCCCCUUUGUACUCUCCUUACGCUCUGCUCGUCAUCGUCUCGCCUCACCCUUUGUACUCUCCUUACGCUCUGCUCGUCAUCGUCUCGCCUCACCCUUUGUACUCUCCUUACGCUCUGCUCGUCAUCGUCUCGCCUCCCCCUUUGUACUCUCCUUACGCUCUGCUCGUCAUCGUCUCGCCUCACCCUUUGUACUCUCCUUACGCUCUGCUCGUCAUCGUCUCGCCUCCCCCUUUGUACUCUCCUUACGCUCUGCUCGUCAUCGUCUCGCCUCACCCUUUGUACUCUCCUUACGCUCUGCUCGUCAUCGUCUCGCCUCACCCUUUGUACUCUCCUUACGCUCUGCUCGUCAUCGUCUCGCCUCACCCUUUGUACUCUCCUUACGCUCUGCUCGUCAUCGUCUCGCCUCCCCCUUUGUACUCUCCUUACGCUCUGCUCGUCAUCGUCUCGCCUCCCCCUUUGUACUCUCCUUACGCUCUGCUCGUCAUCGUCUCGCCUCCCCCUUUGUACUCUCCUUACGCUCCGCUCGUCAUCGUCUCGCCUCACCCUUUGUACUCUCCUUACGCUCUGCUCGUCAUCGUCUCGCCUCACCCUUUGUACUCUCCUUACGCUCUGCUCGUCAUCGUCUCGCCUCCCCCUUUGUACUCUCCUUACGCUCUGCUCGUCAUCGUCUCGCCUCACCCUUUGUACUCUCCUUACGCUCUGCUCGUCAUCGUCUCGCCUCCCCCUUUGUACUCUCCUUACGCUCUGCUCGUCAUCGUCUCGCCUCACCCUUUGUACUCUCCUUACGCUCUGCUCGUCAUCGUCUCGCCUCCCCCUUUGUACUCUCCUUACGCUCUGCUCGUCAUCGUCUCGCCUCCCCCUUUGUACUCUCCUUACGCUCUGCUCGUCAUCGUCUCGCCUCCCCCUUUGUACUCUCCUUACGCUCUGCUCGUCAUCGUCUCGCCUCACCCUUUGUACUCUCCUUACGCUCUGCUCGUCAUCGUCUCGCCUCCCCCUUUGUACUCUCCUUACGCUCUGCUCGUCAUCGUCUCGCCUCCCCCUUUGUACUCUCCUUACGCUCUGCUCGUCAUCGUCUCGCCUCCCCCUUUGUACUCUCCUUACGCUCUGCUCGUCAUCGUCUCGCCUCACCCUUUGUACUCUCCUUACGCUCUGCUCGUCAUCGUCUCGCCUCACCCUUUGUACUCUCCUUACGCUCUGCUCGUCAUCGUCUCGCCUCCCCCUUUGUACUCUCCUUACGCUCUGCUCGUCAUCGUCUCGCCUCACCCUUUGUACUCUCCUUACGCUCUGCUCGUCAUCGUCUCGCCUCCCCCUUUGUACUCUCCUUACGCUCUGCUCGUCAUCGUCUCGCCUCACCCUUUGUACUCUCCUUACGCUCUGCUCGUCAUCGUCUCGCCUCCCCCUUUGUACUCUCCUUACGCUCUGCUCGUCAUCGUCUCGCCUCCCCCUUUGUACUCUCCUUACGCUCUGCUCGUCAUCGUCUCGCCUCCCCCUUUGUACUCUCCUUACGCUCUGCUCGUCAUCGUCUCGCCUCACCCUUUGUACUCUCCUUACGCUCUGCUCGUCAUCGUCUCGCCUCCCCCUUUGUACUCUCCUUACGCUCUGCUCGUCAUCGUCUCGCCUCCCCCUUUGUACUCUCCUUACGCUCUGCUCGUCAUCGUCUCGCCUCCCCCUUUGUACUCUCCUUACGCUCUGCUCGUCAUCGUCUCGCCUCACCCUUUGUACUCUCCUUACGCUCUGCUCGUCAUCGUCUCGCCUCACCCUUUGUACUCUCCUUACGCUCUGCUCGUCAUCGUCUCGCCUCCCCCUUUGUACUCUCCUUACGCUCUGCUCGUCAUCGUCUCGCCUCCCCCUUUGUACUCUCCUUACGCUCUGCUCGUCAUCGUCUCGCCUCACCCUUUGUACUCUCCUUACGCUCUGCUCGUCAUCGUCUCGCCUCCCCCUUUGUACUCUCCUUACGCUCUGCUCGUCAUCGUCUCGCCUCACCCUUUGUACUCUCCUUACGCUCUGCUCGUCAUCGUCUCGCCUCACCCUUUGUACUCUCCUUACGCUCUGCUCGUCAUCGUCUCGCCUCACCCUUUGUACUCUCCUUACGCUCUGCUCGUCAUCGUCUCGCCUCCCCCUUUGUACUCUCCUUACGCUCUGCUCGUCAUCGUCUCGCCUCACCCUUUGUACUCUCCUUACGCUCUGCUCGUCAUCGUCUCGCCUCCCCCUUUGUACUCUCCUUACGCUCUGCUCGUCAUCGUCUCGCCUCACCCUUUGUACUCUCCUUACGCUCUGCUCGUCAUCGUCUCGCCUCACCCUUUGUACUCUCCUUACGCUCUGCUCGUCAUCGUCUCGCCUCCCCCUUUGUACUCUCCUUACGCUCUGCUCGUCAUCGUCUCGCCUCACCCUUUGUACUCUCCUUACGCUCUGCUCGUCAUCGUCUCGCCUCCCCCUUUGUACUCUCCUUACGCUCUGCUCGUCAUCGUCUCGCCUCACCCUUUGUACUCUCCUUACGCUCUGCUCGUCAUCGUCUCGCCUCCCCCUUUGUACUCUCCUUACGCUCUGCUCGUCAUCGUCUCGCCUCACCCUUUGUACUCUCCUUACGCUCUGCUCGUCAUCGUCUCGCCUCCCCCUUUGUACUCUCCUUACGCUCUGCUCGUCAUCGUCUCGCCUCCCCCUUUGUACUCUCCUUACGCUCUGCUCGUCAUCGUCUCGCCUCACCCUUUGUACUCUCCUUACGCUCUGCUCGUCAUCGUCUCGCCUCACCCUUUGUACUCUCCUUACGCUCUGCUCGUCAUCGUCUCGCCUCCCCCUUUGUACUCUCCUUACGCUCUGCUCGUCAUCGUCUCGCCUCCCCCUUUGUACUCUCCUUACGCUCUGCUCGUCAUCGUCUCGCCUCACCCUUUGUACUCUCCUUACGCUCUGCUCGUCAUCGUCUCGCCUCCCCCUUUGUACUCUCCUUACGCUCUGCUCGUCAUCGUCUCGCCUCACCCUUUGUACUCUCCUUACGCUCUGCUCGUCAUCGUCUCGCCUCACCCUUUGUACUCUCCUUACGCUCUGCUCGUCAUCGUCUCGCCUCACCCUUUGUACUCUCCUUACGCUCUGCUCGUCAUCGUCUCGCCUCCCCCUUUGUACUCUCCUUACGCUCUGCUCGUCAUCGUCUCGCCUCCCCCUUUGUACUCUCCUUACGCUCUGCUCGUCAUCGUCUCGCCUCCCCCUUUGUACUCUCCUUACGCUCUGCUCGUCAUCGUCUCGCCUCACCCUUUGUACUCUCCUUACCCACCCCCACUACCUGCUGA